GCCGCCGACGUCGGCCGCACGUCGUCGACGGCCCUCUCCCAAAGUACGAAGCCAUAUAUACGUAAACAAACGAACGCAUAUGUGAUAAUCGGGACUUCAAAAUAUUUAGCAUGCAAUGUGAUUUGGAUAACAUCGACGACUACCCAUACGAAGAUGAAAUCGUGGACUGCGCACGAGCAGGACACGACGAUAUCGUGCUGCCGGACGCUCAACGUCAAACACGCCGCCUACGCCAGUGCCCUCUACACUUUGAAUAUAUCAAUACUGGUGGUACUGUUAUAUAGUUGGAGGAUCAGCGUCAAUGCGAAGAGGUACAAAGAGCUCGACGAUGUUUAUUAUGGUGUACAGAUAGCAUAUUUUGCAAUAAUAGGAACACAAAUGUUUAUGAUCGUCCUCAGUCUAUUUCUAUUCUACGGGAUAUAUAAAGAAAACGUUGCCUUCUUAGUACCGUGGGUGGUGGGGUGUAUGACGUUCAUGGCGCUCGAGGCAAUGGCCAUGGUUUACUCAAACAUACUUAGAGAUCACGUAAACAAGCAAUUCGACUCAAUGUGUAAGGCGGAGAUCUCCUUCCUAAUACCAAGAGUGUUUUUAAAUUGUCUCUGCAUAUGGUGCGUACUUCGGCUGUAUCACCUUCUCCGCGCUGGGGUGACAUGGAAGGGCGCUGCGGCGAUAGAGCUGUGACUAUUGCCACCCACCAGCCGCGCGCUGGCCGACGACCGGCGCCCCGAUCCCGGAAACCCUCACGGAUCCCGUCACACGCUCCCCUGCGAAUCCACAUUACUCCUCGGCGGAGCGGAGAGUGACACCGACGCUAGUCUUCAUUCGCUUUGACGGCGUGUUAUUUUAGGAAAAUGUUUAGUGGGUACUACUUGUUGUUAAUCAUGUAUGUUCUUUGCCAUAUCACGUCACUCCUCGGCGAAGUAUAAUGUUUUUCUUUAAUGAUUAUCAAGUCCCGGGAUGAACAAGUCUUGUGUAGGAAGCAAUUUGUACCAGUUGCAGUGGCAUUCUGAGCUUUAAUACAACGAGUUAUAAAAUGAAUCAGUAUCCUAUACGCAGCCAAAUCGAAUGUUACAAUACAGUCCCUAACAGUCAAAUCGGUCGGCAAUAACGCGUAGAAUGGUGUUGGUGCUGCCGCGGACAUGGCUCAGAAUCGAUGCGGCUUUUUUCUUGCAUGAAAGUGUGAGCUUCCGCAAACAUACCUAAUACCCUGCAGUGUCUUGGCAGCCCCAUCAACAUCCUAAACGCAGUAUUGCAUGCGCCGGGUAUUGAUUGUCUUUUGCGUUGGCAGAGAUUGUCAAGCUUUAAAAUUUUUCUUCAAUGAUUAUCAAGUUACGGGUUUGAACAACUCUUAUGUAGAAAGCAAUUAGCUUACACGUAAGAGUUGCAGCGCUGCUCUAAGCUUUAAUUCUCAAAGAUCUGAGGGGCAUUGCCACUGUGCCGUCAUCGUCAGACACAAAUUUGACGUCUCAUGUGCCUUCACCAGCACCCGGGAAUGUAAUGCUCACAUUUCUACUUGGUGGUCAUAAUAAGUGAUAGAUUCCAAUCUGGAUUCAUUUCGACGGAGUGUAUGUAAUUUUAGAAGCUUUUAUGCCAUUUCUAGAUAAGCAUUGUGAGUGUGCAGCAAAUCUCCACGAAUCCUGUUUGUUAUUCUCUUGCGAUGACAUACAUAUUAUUCGAGCGGAGAGCGGAUAAUUCAGUCCAUGGCGCCCAGUAAACGAUAAAAAAAUUUGUCAAAUUUAUCCUUCAAACAAUGUCGUAAACGAUCAAAUAGACUGAGUAGCUCACACUCGGUCAUCUCUUUCUACAGUCGUACGUAUUGUAUUAUAGUUAAUACAAUGAGUCAUAUCUUUUUGUAAUUUUUGCAAUGAGUAAGAAUAAUAGAUAAUACGUUUCUGGCAUUAACUCUAGUAGCAUUAAGAAAAAUAAAUAUUUAUGUUGUUAUAGAAAUGGUUGAAAUUAAGAGAAAAACAUAUGUACGAAAAUUUGUUACAAGAAACAUUGCGCACAGAACCAGAAUCUAGCAAGGUGAACGCAUAGGCAACAACUAACUUUGGUUUGCCUUCCAACAUGUUUGUCAAACACGGCGUCAAUCUAGAUUUCCAUCAGACAUAUCAAACACGUGCAUUCUUUGACAAACGCAUCAAACACGGCCGCAUGCGAUCAUAAGUUUGACAAAUACGUAAAAUUUGACAAAUUAUUUGAUCGUUUACCGGGCGCAUAAGAAUGUGUUACUUAUGUUUAAAGCUCUCAUGCUAUUUGUUUAUAAUCACGACGUCAUAAAUCUCCACAAGUCCAUAUACGGUCGGUUUUUUCGGACAAUCUGGGUUCGCAAGAGUUUAAUUAACCAUUUUCCCUAUGCGAAUUCAGAUUCAUCUUUGGCGAAGUAACGAGAUAUUUUAGCAAGUUUUAAUGUUACUGUGACUACUGCCUAUCGAGUUUCUAGGUUUUCGCGAUUGUUACAAAUGGAAAUGGAACUUUUUUUUCGGAUUUAUAUCGCCGUAUAUUUCUUUUUUUCACAUGGUCAGUCAUCCGUGACCUUGGGGUGUGUAUGGAGCCCGAAACGUUACUUCGCUUGAAGAAACAAAUACUAGAACUUUUGCGCACGGCAUCCUAGAAAACACGAAUAUCGCUUGUAUACCUACAGAUAAAAUGCCACUUCGGACACUUAUGACAUUUUCGGACCGUCAUUUCUCGGAUUCGUAACAAUACGGAAGUAUUGCGCAAAUGCAUUAUACACGAUUUACGUCCGAGAAAAUAGUUGUAUUUCUAUUGCUUACUUAUUUACUUUCUUGGAUAGCGUCUCAAAGAGAAUCUUGACUUUCCGUGUAAGAUCAUAACGUCGGUGUUUUGAUGAAAGUAGUUAAGCUACAUUUCAAAAAUUUUGUUUCAGGCUUUAACGACUGUUUUAAAAUAUUUACGUCCAAUUUUGGUUUUCAUUAAGAUUAAGUUUUAAACUUGAAUUUAAAACAGGACGUUAAUAUUUUAAAAACUAAAACAUGCUUCAUAAAUCACCUUAUUUCACCCUAUUAUAUCUUCAUUUUAAAUUGUAAGUGAAAAGAUAACAAUCUUCCAGAAAAAAAUCGGAAAGUACAAUAAAAUAUAUGUUAUGUAAGUAUAUACAUACGUAUUGCUUUUGUAAAACAAAAGGGCAAAAGGAGUCUUUGUUACGCUUGGUCUUUUUUUUUAAAUAAAUGAGUCACAAAAAGAAACGUGUUAGAAUGACGAAGGAACGUUUGAGAAUACUUCAAAAGACAAACGUCUGUAUCAAA
Molecule: messenger RNA, 3269 nt
Organism: Hyposmocoma kahamanoa
Lineage: Eukaryota; Metazoa; Arthropoda; Insecta; Lepidoptera; Cosmopterigidae
Exons: 7
Coding region: 154-681 (175 amino acids)
Source: RefSeq, a predicted model, not a curated record